AGCGUGGGAAAGGGAUGGUUGAGUUUUAACCAGAGGCUGAGCGUGAGCGGGAUCAGUGUGUGCCGAGCGCGAGCAUCCGUGCGCGGAGAGGCGCCGCUGUUAACUCCUGCUUGCCCGCAGCGCCGGACCCUACACCGGAGCCCCAGCGCAGCAAGCAUGAAGCGCGCUCACCCUGAGUACAGCUCCUCCGAUAGCGAGCUGGAUGAGACCAUAGAGGUGGAGAAGGAGAGCGCGGACGAGAAUGGCAACUUGAGUUCGGCUUUAGGUUCCAUGUCCCCAACUACAUCUUCCCAGAUCUUGGCCAGAAAAAGACGGAGAGGCAUCAUUGAGAAGCGCCGAAGAGACCGGAUCAAUAACAGUUUGUCUGAGCUGAGAAGGCUAGUACCCAGUGCUUUCGAAAAGCAGGGAUCUGCUAAACUGGAAAAGGCGGAGAUCCUGCAGAUGACAGUAGAUCACUUGAAAAUGCUGCACACGGCAGGGGGCAAAGGCUAUUUUGACGCGCACGCCCUUGCUAUGGACUAUCGGAGUUUGGGAUUUCGGGAAUGCCUGGCCGAGGUCGCCCGUUACCUGAGCAUCAUUGAAGGACUGGAUGCCUCUGACCCGCUUCGAGUUCGGCUGGUCUCUCAUUUGAACAACUAUGCCUCCCAGCGGGAAGCCGCGAGCGGCGCCCACGCAGGCCUUGGACACAUACCUUGGGGGGGCGCCUUUGGACAUCACCCGCACAUCGCGCACCCUCUGUUGCUGCCGCAAAACGGCCACGCGAACACUGGCACCACCGCCUCUUCCACGGAACCACACCACCAGGGCAGGUUGGCCUCGGCACAUCCGGAGGCGCCCGCCUUGCGAGCGCCCCCUAGCGGCGCCCUUGGACCGGUGCUCCCCGUGGUCACCUCCGCAUCCAAACUCUCACCACCUCUGCUCUCCUCGGUGGCGUCCCUGUCGGCCUUCCCCUUCUCUUUUGGCUCCUUCCACUUACUCUCUCCCAAUGCACUGAGCCCUUCGGCACCCACGCAGGCAGCAAACCUUGGAAAGCCCUAUAGACCUUGGGGGACGGAGAUUGGCGCUUUUUAAAGAACUAAUGCUGUAGAAUGAGGGAGGGGAGAGCUUAGAACUCCAGCUGAGCUGGACUUUUGCCAACAUCACCUUAAAGUCGUCAGUAAAAAGUAAGGAAAAAGGUACACUUCCAGAUAAUUUUUUUUAUAAAAAAGACGGAAGGUUUGUUGGUUUACUUUUUUCUUAAAAUUUUUUUUAUCAUGCCAUGCGUUAGAAGUUUUUAAAAUCUAGUUAAAUUUUGUUUAAAAAUGUUACAUUGAAAUAGUAUAAAUCAACACUUUGUGAUAGGUUUGUCCUAUGCCUGAUUUACUUUGUAAACCUAUCUGUUUAAGAAUGAUCCCAUUUUUUGGUCUCAAAGUUUUGGGAACCUUAACAUUUAGUGUUUUUUUUUUUUUUGGUAUGUUUUUUUCUUUGUGUAGUAAUGGUCUGUUUUUAGAAUUAAUUUUCCAAGCCACUAUGCUCGAUGUUAACAUAAUUAUGUUUGUUAAUCUUUUGACAGAUUAAGUUGUCAUAUAAAUAAUAUUCUUUUUUGGGGGAGGAGUGGAAACUAUAAUGAAUUUUAUAUUUCUGAACAAAGCGUUGACAAAUCAGAUGAUCAGCUUUAUCCAAGAAAGACUAGGUAAUUCUCUGCCUCCUAUAGUGGUAAUGUGAAUGUACAGACUGUUGGUGUCUCUGAGUCCAUGUGACCAACUGUGGUUGUCUGCUGGAACGUUCACUUCUG
This is a messenger RNA of Tupaia belangeri chinensis (Chinese tree shrew), 1774 nucleotides long. RefSeq names its product hes related family bHLH transcription factor with YRPW motif 1 (gene HEY1). Gene Ontology annotation, molecular function: DNA binding; protein dimerization activity. The transcript is spliced from 5 exons. Bases 157 to 1071 code for a protein of 304 amino acids. The record is from RefSeq and is a predicted model, not a curated record. Lineage: Eukaryota; Metazoa; Chordata; Mammalia; Scandentia; Tupaiidae. Gene Ontology annotation, biological process: regulation of DNA-templated transcription.